AGGAUUCGCUGUAGAUUGUUAACCCAUCACCAAUGGAAAGGCUGAUUCAGUUACUGCUUUUCUCAGGAUUCUGGACGUUCACACAGAGCAACUCAAAUAAAUUUGUUCUCAUCCAGGAGAAUAAGACCUGGACCAAUGCACAAGCUUACUGCAAAAAGUAUCACAUUGACUUGGCCACAAUUGCAAGCACUGAAGACCAGACAAGUGUACGAGAAGCGGUUAGCACUGCGCUGCCUGCAUUGGCCUGGACUGGACUGUACAGAAACACUAACACUUGGGGGUGGACUUAUCAGUUAAGGAAUGCCAUAUUCACAUUCUGGAAGCCUGGACAGCCAGACAACUCUGAUGGAAAAUCGGAUUGUGGUGUCAUCAGUGCCAGUGGAUGGGAUGAUAUAUCAUGCGGUCAAAUGUUUCCAUUUUUUUGCUUAAAUGCGAACACAGCAGACCGAUUUGUUUUCAUCCCUCAAAACAAGUCACAGGCAGAUGCUAGGGCUUACUGCACAAAGUAUCACACAGAGCUGGCCAUGAUUUUGAAUCAAACUGAAAAUGACCUGCUGGUGAAUAUGACGGUAGGAUAUGACAAAGCAUGGAUUGGUCUGUUUAAGGACGCUUUUAGGUGGUCAGAUAAAACAAUGAACACGUUCCCCAGAAACUGGAGCCCUGGACAACCUGACAUGACUGGCCCAUACCCACUUUGUAUCGCUACAACUCUUGAUGGAUUUGAUGAUCGAUUCUGCACAGAGACCCUUCCAUUUAUCUGCUUACGUUAUUCAAAGAAUAAGAUCAUGAGAGUGGAGUUGAAAUCGAGUCAGAAUCCAAAUGACCCUGCGGUGAUGGAGAGAAUCUUACUGUUGAUGAAGCAGAAACUGAAGGAUCGUGGGAUAGGGAAUGACACAACAUUGACAUGGAAAGUUCAGCCAGAUGGAAAUGUUUUCUCAUCAAAAAAUGAAAGUGAAAAGGGCCAGACACCCUCGGAAAGGGGGGUGGGGGCACCCGUCGGGGCAGAGAACCUGGCCAUUGCGCACCCGAAGGGUCCCAACGGGCAUAUGCCUUUCCUCACGCCCCGCAGACUUCAAAUGGCCCAGGCUUCCUCACAGCCCCCUGGGUCUCGAUCCGGCUUCUUUCCAAAUCCUUGGCGGCAUCCAACCAUCACCGGCACAGCACACCAUCACCAGAGGACCACAGCCAAAAAAAAACACAGUCACCAAGCACUCGUUCUCUUUCCGUGGAGCUCUGCUAUACGAAACAGCCCCGACUCUUUCCUCUGCGCUUCUCUUGGGCCCGCACUCUUUCCGUCUGCUCUUAGAGCAUUCCCCGGAUCAACGGCGCCCUCGGCGCUUUACAGGAAGUGUAAAUCGAGGUCCGCUUUAGGCGGAGCAGAGCUCGCCCCGGAAAUCAACUCUUCCUCUCGAACGUCCCUUCUGUGUUUUUCUGGGCCUAUUUAUGUGUCCCUUCUGCCUGCAUCCUCCAAUCGUGAGCCGCCAUCCACAUCCUCCACACCUGUUUCUCGUGAGCUCAAAUUGUGCUGCCAUGGGAACCAGGAAGUAAAAUGA
This is a messenger RNA of Paramisgurnus dabryanus, 1553 nucleotides long. Its product is annotated as macrophage mannose receptor 1-like. NCBI's taxonomy places the organism in Eukaryota, Metazoa, Chordata, Actinopteri, Cypriniformes, Cobitidae. The record is from RefSeq and is a predicted model, not a curated record.